Moneuplotes crassus is the source of this 1626-nucleotide messenger RNA. Lineage: Eukaryota; Ciliophora; Spirotrichea; Euplotida; Euplotidae. The record is from the annotation of a GenBank genome assembly.
CAAUAAUGAUACGUAAGCCGACAUUAUCUCCAGAAAAACAGCGCCAAAUAGAAGAAAUCACAAACAUGUUCAACAAAAUCGACCUCGACUGCUCUGGAGAAGUUGAGCCUAUCGAAAUCUAUACUUUAUUCAAAACCUCAGGCUACAUGAUAACAAAAGAGGAGAUUAUAGAGCUGUUCUUCAACAAGUCUUCUACAAUCACACUUGAAGAGUUCUUGCAGAAGUCUAAGGAUGAAGAGUAUAGGGCUAAGUUUAGGCAAGUUAUGAGGAAUAUUAGGAAGAAAAUGAAACUCAAAAGAUUUCAUGGUUAUGAAGAAAGAGACCCUCAGAACCUUGAUGGACAAUUAACCUCGAUAUCUUUUGACAGUGUGCUGUUCCAUCUCUCUGUCAACCAAAAACGAGAUGACCUGCGUAAAAGAAUCUUAGACCCAGAAGGAAGAAGUGGCAAGGAAGAAAUUGAGAUUCGGCAAGACCUUGAAAACUUCAAAUAAACUAUUCCAAGUUGGUCAUGAUGAAGAAAAGUUCUUCAACGAAGACAGAGAAUUUGUUAAGAGACUUACAUUGAAAUAAACAGGAGGAAUCCAUGAAAUUAUCUAAAAUCUCUUCACAGAGGAAAACUCCAUUUGAUAAGUACUCUCCAGUCAGAGAGUCUGACUCUGAAGGUUAUAAUAUGAUUAAAUAGCCUGAUUAAACCCGAAUAUAGCAUAAACAAGGGAUAUGGCAACGUCAUUUGUAUUAAUAAUGACAGUUUUGAUAACAGGAAUAACUUUGCAACGGGAGAUAAUACCUCAAAAAGUCAAACAUAUGACUUCAAAAAGAGCACUCAAACCCGGGAUGAGUCUUUAAACAAUGAGUCUGCUAAUUUCCAAGCAAGGGCUUAUGAUGAAACUCCUGAAAUAUCAAGGAAUAUGGGGAAGUCCAGAAACUUGUCCUCUUCCAAAACUGGAUCUAGAAGCUACAAUAUUAACCAAUGUAUCACUGAUGCAAUCACUAAUGCUAAAAAGAACUAUAAGAGAAGAAUUCUCCAUCUCAAUAAUGAUUCCUCCAGCCAGUAUUACGGAGACAAGGAGCUUCCUAACUGAGUUAGCUUCAGAGUUUCUAAAAGAAAAGCAAAAUUUAGUCCAAUGAAAAUAAAAAGAAAGAUCGACCAAAGCAACAGAGAAAAUAAUCAUCACAAACGAGACACUUCCUUCCCCAAACUUAAGAUAGAUGCUUACAAGAAAUUCUUGGCCAAGACUAAUCAGUUGCCUAGGUCAGGAAAGUCCUUGACCAGACCGAGGAAAUCAACCAAUUUGGUCAACAUUAAGAUCAACUCGGGGAGCAACGCACUUUUUACACGUAAAAUGAAUACUAAAAAGACGAUGAACAUUCUAGACUUCCCAACACCCAGUAACAAAAGGCCAGAUAAGUUGUUCUCCUUAAGGAGUACCAAAAGACCUCUUCAUAGGGAAAAUAAGUGAACAAUCUCUAAUUAUAUUAAAGAGAACAAGAAGUUUAUUAAAUUUAUGGACAGAGAACUCAGAGAAAGGAGCCAUAAUGAAAGAUCUACUAGCAAUAACUCUCCAUUUUUAUAAUCAUAUUAAUGAAAAGGUUCUAACAUUUCUCUAAAUUUAAAUUUAUGAUGAC